This is a messenger RNA of Petromyzon marinus (sea lamprey), 6750 nucleotides long. NCBI's taxonomy places the organism in Eukaryota, Metazoa, Chordata, Hyperoartia, Petromyzontiformes, Petromyzontidae. The record is from RefSeq and is a predicted model, not a curated record.
GAACACAUUGACGCGAUACCGCUUGAAAACCCCCACACACACACAACAACACUACCGUUUGUAUUGUUUGCCGAUAGCCAUUAUUGCACACACGGCGAGACGAGAGAUGAUGGUAGUAAUAAUAAUAAUGAUGAGGAGGAUGAUGAGGAUGAUGAUGAGGAGGAGGAUACAGGAUCGGGUUAAAAUAAUGGCACGAGUUUAUGUCGUUGAGCAAUGUUAGGGGGAAAAGAUGUUAAUAACAACGCGUAAACUUCCACGCGCAUCUCACGAAGACGCGGCGGCGUGGGGGGCGGGUGGAGAGAUCGCAACUGCGUGCUGGGUUUUAAUUAAAGAGGGUCCCCCACUCGCCUCGGUGAUGAUGUUGUUGUUCUUGUUGUUGACGCGAUUCAUUUUAAUGUUUAACGACAGAAGAAAUGUAGCCGCGCCUGUAGGUGCUGUAUUGUUACAUUUUAUAAUGCGAUCUUGUGUGUGUGUGCGCGCGCGCGUGUCUUUGUAAAUGCAUAUGGAUACACGCAUUGUAUUUACACGCGCACGAUAUAACGCGUUUAUAAUACUACUGGACGGGGACUCUUUCAAAACGAAUGCUUUUGCUGUACUAAACAAACACACGUAUAUAGUUGGUGUGCUUAAGGCGUUGGCCAUGAAGGUGUGAAUUUAAAUAGCUUGUGUUUACUUCCUUAGGCAUGCCCAUACACUGCUGUAGUCAGCUCAAGGUACCUUUUUGCUAGGUAACAUCCUGAAUAUCGACCGCUUUAAUGUCAGGGCUGUGCAGGAGUGCUCUGGGAUGGUGGGGAGCACUGGCCUCAGACAGGCACGUGGUUGUGCCCAGGGGAUGGCCUCCCCCUCAGCCUUGCUGUUGACCCUGCUGUGCCUCAGCCCAGCUGCCAUAAGUGAGGACCCAACGCCCCGCAUUGUGGUGCGCUACGAUGAUGUACGUGGCAAAGGUGUGUCGCGCUUUUCUGAGUCGAACACGCACAAUCUGUCAACCCUGCUGCUACACAAGGGAGGCAAGGAGCUCUUCGUGGGUGCGCGAGAUGCCAUCUUCGCCCUCAAUGCCGACGAGGUUGCCGUGCAACUGAAGCCCAAGAUCAGCUGGCAGGCAUCUAAGGAAAGCCGUUCUGAGUGCGAGCAAAAAGGCCGGAAGAACGAGACACAAUGUUCCAACUUUGUUAAGUUUCUUCAGUUUUUGAAUGAAACGCACAUUUAUGCUUGUGGAACAUAUGCCUUCCAGCCCACGUGCACAUACGUCAAUUCAAAUGAGUUUGUACGAAUGAAAGAUGGAAAUAACGUGGAUAUCUUGGAGAAUGGCAAGGGAAAGUGUCCAUUCGACCCUGAGCAAGGCUACACGGCACUAAUAGCUGAUGGGGACUUUUAUGCUGCAACCACAAACAACUUCUUGGGAACAGAAAUGGUGAUUUCUCGGAACCUGGGUUCUCGGCAAGCUCUUAAGUCAGAUUAUGUUUCCACCUGGCUCAACGAACCCAUUUUUGUGGGAUCCUCAUUCAUCCAAGAGAGCGUGAACAGUACAUUUGGCGACGAUGACAAGAUAUACUUUUUUUUCACCGAGACGGCAAAGGAAUAUGAAUUCUACAGCAAGCCCAUCGUGUCUCGGAUUGCUCGAGUCUGCAAGGACGAUGCUGGUGGGAAGCGAAUUCUGCAGAAGCGCUGGACCACUUACCUGAAAGCGCAGAUCGUCUGUGCCCAGCCGGAGAUACAGUUCCACUUCAAUGUCAUCCGGGACAUAUUCGUUCUGCAGCCAGCAGACUCUUGGGAGGACACCGUGUUCUUUGGGGUGUUCACCUCGCAGUGGAGCGAGUCUGCUGGAUCAGCCGUUUGCAGCUACAGCAUUAAAGAUGCCCAGAAGGUUUUCAUGGGCCCCUUCAAGGAGUUCAACGAGGCCACGCAGAAGUGGGGCACUCACACUGGGUCCCUGCCAUCCCCUCGCCCCGGAGAGUGCAUCACGGCGCAGCACAGGCAAGCUGGCUACAACAGCACGCUGGAUCUGCCCGACCAGACACUGACAUUUGCUCGCGAGCAUCACCUCAUGGACGAGCUGCUGCAGCCCCUGGGCGCCCGUCCUCUCUUCUUCAAGCGUGGCAUCAACUACACGCAGCUGGCGGUGGUGCGCGUGACCACCGCCUUCGGGGACCAUGACGUCUUCUUCCUCGGCACUGGCAAUGGCAGGUUGCACAAGGCUGUCAGCUUCGGAAAGAUGGACACGCACAUAAUCGAGGAGCUGCAGAUUUUCCCGAGGGCUGAGCCAGUGCAGAACCUGCUGCUGUCCAAGGAGAAGAAUCUAUUGUAUGUGGGCUCCAUUAGCUCCGUGCUACAAUUGCCGCUCGCAAACUGUAGCCGUUACCGGUCCUGCCUGGACUGCUUGCUCGCUCGAGACCCCUUCUGUGGCUGGGACAAAGCAGCUGGUGCCUGCUCCAAAGUGCCUCAAGCCAGUCAGCACCAAAGCGGUUUUCUGCAAGAGUUUAAUGUCAACAAUAUUGCUGCACGUUGCUCUGCUCAAAAUGCAGAAAAAAUGGACACCGUGUUUGUCGCCAUUCCUAUUGGGGGCGGCUUUAAAUUGAGCUGCGAGCUGCGAUCCAAAUUGGCGAAGGCGACGUGGCUCCACAACGGCAAGGCGCUGGCCCCAGCGCAGGGCUCAGAGUUGCGGCCGGACGGUCUUAUCGUGGUUUCAUCCCGGUACGACAACUAUGGGACGUACGAGUGCUUUUCAGUGGAAAGUGAGACUUCUCAGCUGGCCGCACGGUACCUCGUGAACAUCACAAUCGACGGCGGUAGUUACAAUCCACUCACGCCCGAACCUCGCAACGAAAAACAUACGAGCACGGUGGUGGUGGUUCUGUCCCUGUUUCUCGCCACUGCGAUCCUCGCCAUCAUUUUCCUCUGCUACAUGCUGCUCAGAAACAGGCAAAAUUGCAACCUUUCCACGGUGGGCUGCGGAGCCUCAAAGUCACCCAACGGCGGCAUCCUGGAUUGCUGUUCAACGCCCAAACGUGGACCGAACGGACACCACCAUAAUGCUCCCGUGUUCUACAGCAGUCGUGAAAGCAUCUUGGACAAGCUGAAAGGUCCUGGAACACCAACCAAAAACUUGGCCAAAGACUUGGAGCAAAAUGCGAUACCUAAAGGUCCAGAGUCAAAGCCAUUUAUUAUCAUCGCAGACACAUCUGGGCCAACAGCUGAGACCUCAAUAUGAAAGUUUUUCUCUUUUGAUUCCCACUUGUGCUUGUUCCAAGACCUCGGACCCAUUGGUGAUAUUGGGCGACAGUGUUUACAAGUCACUCUGCCUUGAGGCAAUGUCCAUUUCUUUAAGAUCAUAUUCUUCUCCACCUGUACUUUUGGAGUGGUCAUUGGUUGACCGGAACACAAGCCACGUGGUCACUGGAAAACGCUUGCAGUUUCCUCGCAAAGUCUCAGGUCUGAUGGGAGCAAGAGCUGGCGGGGGGAGUAUGCACAUUGGAUCAGGUGUGGUUGACAAAUGAGUUGAAUGCCUAUCUACGUGAAGGCAGUAAAAUAUCCCAAAGCAAACCGAGACUUUCAUCUACAUUUGAAGAUUAUAUGGACGGCUGUAAUGAAACACAUUGGAACUUUUAAAUGUUGGCUUGGAAUUAUGAAUGGCUGAAGCAUACGAACUUGAUCAGGCACUGAUUGCCAAGUAGGAAUGCUUGAAUACAGAGCUGUGAAUCAAAUAAUGAUUCAAUCACGGACACAACCUGUGCAUUUGUUCUCUUUAUGAAAUGUGUUCCGUAAAUUUCUAGAACAGCAAGCUAUAAUCACUGAAAUGCAUUUAUAUUCCAUUCAGAUUUCCUGUAAAAGUUAACGUCUGCUUCGAGACACAAUGUGGCCUUUACAGUUUGUCAUUUAGAACUCUGCACAUAUGAAGUCGAAAGCAGCCUGAAGGGGGAAACGAUAUGUGGCCUUGCGGAGUAUUGUUGCUCUUUUCUGUAAUGACAUUAAUAUUUAGAGGCGGAAUAAAAGCUCACAUAUAACUGCAUCCACAGACAGAGACGUCACGUGAAAGCUAUAACCAAGAGCUCCAUGUCUGCGCUGUUGGCAUGUUUUUAGUUUCGAACUAGGGCGCACAGUCAACAUUGUGAAGUGGUCUAUCUUUGCUCAGAGGUGCCUUGGGGGCCAGAACCCUGUGGUGUGAAAGGACGCACAGGGGUCGGGGGUAGAGCGGAAACAUGGAGAAGCGCUGAGCUUCUACUGCAAUGACCGCCCCCAUGGGGCCCCGGCAGAUGUGGAAGUUUCCCACACCGGGAUGAUGUGUCGCUGGGCCCCACAAAGCAGAUGCCGUCUUGCAAGCCAAAUUUUGAUGGGGAGGGCAUUUGUUCGCUGAGGCCGACAAAUAAUUUUGCUUUGUUGUGGAGUAUCAUGCAUAACAUAUCAACAGUCUUCACAUGCAAAUAUGUUUUAAUCAUUGGCCUAUUGCCUUUCCAUUCACAUGUUAUCCAGCAGCAUUUGUUUAAGCAAGCAAACUCUGGACCGAUUCAACAUUAUGGAAGAUGAUCCACAAGGUCGAAACUGGCCUAAAGUUUGCUUGAUUAAACAUUCUGCUGGAUAAAAUUGUCUUAUGUGACCAGGGUUGUGUGUAGGUAAUUUUUGUUGUCGACAGAUUGAACUGUCCGUGCUUUGAAUGAAAACUGUUCCAUAUGCGGUUUUGUGUCUUUCCCAUUUUGCACAUUCUCAGGACCAAUGAUCCUUUGUGUAUUAAUGUACUGUACCUGGUUACUUAUGGGAACAUUUGAUUGCAUACACUGGUAGAGGUUGGUUUUUAAAGGGGAUGUACAUUUUCCUGAUCACAAUUUUUUUAUGCUGUAACAUGAGUGCAAACGUAAUGCAUUAAUUUAGCUGCCAAAUUAUCCAGUGAUAAAUACGUGCCAGAUAUCUAGGCUUUAUUUAGUAUAAAAAAAAUCUGAAUGCGAUGAAAUUUUGUUCAAAGGAGUGGUUCAUUUUGGUAAAAAAAAGUGGCCCACAAUUAUUAUAGUCGCCUUUGAUAAUGAAAACCUUGUAAAAAAAACCUGUAUAAAUCCUCGAAUCCAUUACCCAUGGGAGCUGUAGGGAUAUGAGAACAAGUAUCCAUGCUCUUAUUCUCCCCAUUCAUUUUUUUCCACAGCCUUAGCCUUUCCCAUCUUGCAUUGUGAAAUGGAUUCCUGUUCUAAGCAAUUUUUAUUAUUGCUGUUAAUUGGAGUCAUGUAGCUAUUACCCACGGAAUAGCUGUCGGGAUUGCCCUUACAUUUUUCUGUGGCAUAACUCCAAUUAUCUGCAAGAUUUUUCACGGAUAAGAGUUCAUCAGGAAAUUCAUGCUAUCUGCGAUUAUACAUUAUUACAUUCUCCCUGUGGAUAAGUGUGGUAAACCCUCCACAGUUAAGUGGAGUCCUGUUGUAACUGAUGUCUCAAACACGGUGCAUCUUUGAUUCGCAGCACUGUAGUGAACUUGUCAUUUUUGACUCAUAUUGAGUCACUUUCACCUGAACGAGGCACAAUUCCAGCAUGACACGAAAGUAUCUAUGCCACAUUUUAAUGAAAUAUAUAUUUUAUAAUGGUCUUUUCAUUAACCCACCUGCCCAACAAGUUGUAUAACUCAUUCUAGCUUUUAAAAUAUACAUUUUACAUGGCUGUAUAUAUUUUAUGUCACGUAAGUGAAGCAGUCACCUCAAUAAAUUCCAUCUGUGAACUAGCUAAUUGUAAUUAGCCUUUUAACACAUGUGCAGUUAUUUAAGCUCUCGUGUAAAUACUGUCGUGUAAAUAUGCACAGAAUUCAUUGUUACAUGGGCUAUUGAGCGUAAAAAUGGCAUUUGCUCGGUGUUCAUUUAUAGCUAAAUAUAUCAGCCUUAACUGCGCUAAUAUGGUUGGGCACGUCACAUGUCUAAUAAGCCAGUCUGAAAUAAAGCACACUGACCUAAUACUGCAAUGCAUCGAUCGGUGAGCAAUUUUCACAAAAUUGGUUGUCAAUCUACUUACAAGAAAUAGUGCCCGUGCAUAUAUAGCCAAUAUGCAGAUAAAUAGUUGCCUUUGAUGGAAUAGGUAAUUGUAUCACUCCAGGGAGGUAAUACAAAAUACAAAUAAAUCAGUUUUAAUAAUUAAAUACUAUGUUUGCAUGUUAAUUAUCUUAAACCUGUAGUUUACAGUGUCUAGAAUUGACACUGAUUGAAGUGUCAAUUGGAUCAUAAUUACGUAGUUACAGAACUCUUAACCGUGACAAUAUUACCACCGACUCCUAUUGUUUCUGAAACACCUAUUAUCCGUGGACCUAUUCUUGCUAUUAUCCCAAAAAAUCCCACGGAUUAGUGGGUUAAAAUUGCACCUAACUGUGCGGAUAAUAGGAUCCAUGAUGAUAUUGGCUCCCCACAUCGCCACGUAUAAGAGGAGCUCUGUAUCAUUGUAAGCAUCAACACUUUAAAAUUGCACACGCGUUUGGUUGUUGGUCUUGUGAAUGCAUUGGGGCACAGAAGAACAAUAAAACAAUGUUUGUUCUUCACAAGGAUUCGAUUACAAUCUGACGACUGAAUUCAUCAACUUGUCUAUGUAUUACACAUCUGAUUGCAUUUGUAUCUGUACAAUACUGUAUGUAUAGAAUGUUCAAGGUGGCGGUCAAACAGGUUUGUAUCGUACAUGUUAAAAUUAUUUUUUAUAAAGAUGUAAGGAGUUGUAUUUUGUCCAGCAGUACUGUAAAUUGUUGGGUUGUGGUUUUGUAAUUUUAGAGCUUUUUCCUAAAUAAAUAUUGUGGUUUCAAGA